AUGACAACGAUGUUCAUCCAACUGCGCCGCGUGGUGUACCUGUUGGUACUUCUGCAGUGCUGCGUGUGUGUGGCGAAUGCGACAAGUGUAAGUGGUGGUUUGUCGCCAAAGAACGUUUCUACUGAUUCAAAGGUUGAUAUCUUAACUGCAAACGUGUUGGCGUUAUCAAAGGAAGCAUCGCAAACUGUUAAUGCGGCAAAAAAUGCGCAGAAAGAAUGUAGGGCAGCCGUGAAAGGUGCUGCGGAUUCUGUGAAAGAGUGCGUUGACUUCUUGAAUGAGAUUGAAGGAUAUUUAAAGAAUGUUACUGAAGCAAUUAAGUACGUGAAUAAUGUGAGUGACGAUAUUAUUAUGAAGCCUUCGCAUGCUGCCACAUCAGCAGCUGCGAAGGCGAGGAGCGAAGCUGCGAAGACUCAUAAAGUAGCAACUGACUCGAUAGAUGCGGCGCGAAAGCUGAGGGAGAAGGCUGCUGAACUUCAGAAACUGGUGGAUGAAUACUCGAAUUCAUUGGACGUCAGUUCUCCUACAUCACCAGGUUUCUUCUCGUCUUAUGAGAGAAUAAGAUUGGGAUAUUCUACUGCAGAAACAGCAGUACAAACUGCAAUGAAUUUAGAGUCGGUUGCCAAAGCAACCAAAGAGGUGGCAGUUGAGGCAGAUAAUCAGAGUGAGGAAGCAAUAAAAGCGGUGCAACGUCUGGAUACGGUGGUUAACGCGUUAAGGUCAGUAGUGGCAGAAGGAAAGAAAGCUUUAGCAGAAGAACAGCUACAAAGAAGUAUGGAACCAGUGACCUCAAAAGAACUUCAGUUGAAGGAAGAAACAAAAGGAGGUGAAAACGCCAUGCGUAAAACGAUAAGCAAUAAACUGGAAACUAAGUUGAUACCACAUGUCCAGCAAGAACAACCAAAAGUAAGAGCGCAACAAGUGAGGGAAAAGGAAGAACUCAAAUCAAUUCAUUCUGAGAAUGGUGAGAAUAAAGUGACGAAUAGAGCAAGCGAGACUGGGGAAAAUGAGCCACCAAUGCAGUCUUCCAUUAAGGAAAAAGUAAAAAAUAUCGAAUCCAAGAUAACUAGAACCAAUAUGGGUGAAAACAACACGAGGUACCUUACUACAAAAAGCCAACUAGUUCAGGGAGAGAAAGUCAGACAAAAUAACAAGAAAAACACUAAUAGAAAAGAAGUAAAAACGGAGAACAACAGCAACAAAGAAAGCUUAGAGAAUCAAGAGACAAAAACGAAUACUCAGAAACUAAAUCAAAUACCUACUGCCUCAACGGCCAAUGAGCAGAUAAGAUCACAAAAAAUGUCAUACGGUUCUCUUUCCACCGGUUCCAUCCCUUUGGAUGCUCUAGGGUCAAACGACAGCAGCAGCAGUCCUGCAUUGGUGCACGGUCCCUUACUGCUGCUUCUGCUGUGUGUGCUGGGCGGCGCUCUCGUGUGCUAA
Trypanosoma theileri is the source of this 1437-nucleotide messenger RNA. RefSeq lists its product as uncharacterized. The transcript has a single exon. Lineage: Eukaryota; Euglenozoa; Kinetoplastea; Trypanosomatida; Trypanosomatidae. The record is from RefSeq and is a predicted model, not a curated record. Bases 1 to 1437 code for a protein of 478 amino acids.